Messenger RNA from Trichobilharzia regenti, 4689 nucleotides. The record is from the annotation of a GenBank genome assembly. Lineage: Eukaryota; Metazoa; Platyhelminthes; Trematoda; Strigeidida; Schistosomatidae.
AUGUUGCUUUUUCGUCGGACCAUAUUUCCUGACGUGUUUGUGGAGAAGCUAAAACUAAAGAUUGCCAGGGUGUAUUAUAAUCAUGGAUUAUUUAUUGCAACACAUCCUGCACCCGUGAUCACCACUGUAUGCAUACUCAUGAUUUUUCUUUGCUAUCCUUUAACACAGAUUCCUAUUGUAAAAGAAGUACCUGUACAUCGUGCAGUUGUUCGAGACGAUGAGUUCCAGUCCUUUAAAGAUUCACGUUAUGUUUUCACUCAUGAUGACCAGAACAAAAGCCUUGGUUACAUGCUUCAAAUAAUUGUACACUCAACAAUAUUAACAAAGAUUCCUGAGUGUCAUGUUAAUCAUGAAGCUGUCACUCAUAUACUCCAGCAGAGCAAUAAAAUGGUUGAGCUUGUACGCCAGUUCAGAAGUUCUGGAGAUGAUGGAAAAUCAGAUGGCCAAACAUUCGAUGACAUCUGCUUUCAGGUUGAGGAUAGAGCAGUCAGUGAAGUAGAAAGCUCAGAAGCAAUACAAAAUGUACUACCUACAUUUGGAUGUCUUUUAUUGGCUCCUGGUUUUCUGCUAGAAGAUCAUCUUGGUAUAGUCCAAUCAUCUCCUCAAUCAUCUGUUCUAUCACGUAUACGACUUGCUGCUGCAGGAAAUUUACGAGAUCUUCUUUUUGGAUUCCCUUGGAAGGCAACAGGACUAUCGAAACAUUCAGUGUGUAGUAGAAAGCGAACUGUUACAUAUGCAUUGACUUUAGUAUUUCGAGAGUAUAAACCUUCCUUCUUUUCUGAACUUCGGGACUAUCUUGUUUCACGUAUGAAGAAUCUGCAUAAUGAUACUGACAUUCCUUCAGAUGUAACGAAAUCAAGCGACAAAUCGAAUACGGGAUCAAUUGGGCACAUUUUUCUUGUUUGGUAUAGUGAUCGAUCGUAUUUCGCGGAUUAUGCACCUUUAAUAUUUAUAUAUGUGGUUCUGUUACUUUAUGUAUAUUUUUCUGUCCGUAAACUGGAAAUGGUCAAAUCGAAAUGGGGUUUAGCUUUGAGUGCAUGUGUUACUGUAGCUGCCUCAUUAUUCAUGUCUAUCGGUCUAUGUGUAACUAUUGGUCUUGUUAUGCCAACAUUGAAUGGAGGUGAAGUUUUCCCCUAUUUAGUUGUUCUAAUCGGAUUUGAAAAUGUUAUCGUUCUUACAAAGUCUGUAGUUGCAACUCCUGUUGACCUCCCAGUAAAGUAUCGUAUUGCUGAAGGUUUAAGCAAAGAAAGUUGGUCAUUAACUAAACUUUACCUAACUGGUCUAUUGUUACUUGGUUUGGGAUUUUUCACAUUCCAUCCGACAAUGCAAGAAUUCUGUCUAUUUGCUGUUGUCGGUUUGACGACUGACUUCUUCCUGCAACUUUUCUUCUUUGUUACUAUUCUAUCAGUGGAUAUUCGCCGUAUGGAGCUGUCUGAUCUUAUGUUAGAAUAUCCAGUGAAUUCAAUCAUACAAGAGCCUCAAAUGCUUCCACCUUUUACUCCACUUCACCACAACAAUCCGUUGAAUGCAGAAGAUGAUAAAAUUACUCACAAGCCUUUAUCAUAUCUGCUUUCACUUAUAUCAAAUAUAUGCUUCAUGUCGUUCAAAUCAACAAAACAAAUGUUUCUACCUUCAGGUCUGUCUUUUGUAAAGAGGCAUAGACGUAAAGUUUCAGCUGCUCAAACAGCUGCAUAUUUAGCAUCCGAUGGUCAAACUUCUCAAAAUGUUCCAAGACGUUUACGUGUUCUUCGAUGUUGGGCGAAAUCUCGAUUAAUACAACGUGUUCUUAUGCUUAUAUUCACAGUCUGGAUUAUUGUCUUCUUAAUGCAUGCUGUGGAUAUCUUUCAAUUAUUUUUCAAAUUAUAUAUCUAUGCUCACACUCUAUUGUCACAACAUUCUCUCCUUAAACAUUGGCUUAAUCUUUCUUCAGAUAUUACCAGCAAUACUAGUCAUUCCUAUGCAAUGCCAUCAUUAUCGCUAGAUAAUAAUAAUAAUGAACGCGCCGCGUCUCUUACAAACUCAAACAUGCCUAUUCUGCCUGAGCUGAAUGCUUCUUUUAUAUCUUCAGCUAUUUCAUCAACAAUGAAUUCAUCAAUCUACUCUGAAGAAGUACAAGAGUACAAGUCAAUGAAUAAUGAUCAUGUUUAUUCAUCUACCACGCAUAUGUUGUAUUUAGACGAUCCAAGCGAUAAUGAUUCUGAGGAUUCUGCCUCAUUCAAUCAACAAGAAUUAAAUCAUCAUUUUCUUGAACAACCACAAUCACAAGAACACCAUCCUCAUCAUCCUCAUGACAUAUCCUCCUCUAUUGUCAAUGCUGAUAUUAAAUCUCAAAUGAAUAUUUUAAAUAUACCAAAUCAUUUACAAUUAUCCGGGAUUGUAAUACACGAAAAAUUCACAUGGGAUACAAUGUUCAUUUGGAAUUAUCUGGCGUAUUAUCAUUGGCCAUUAUUAGCUAAACAUUAUAAUCUUAGUUUAGUUGGCUGUCAUUUAGCAUUGCUGGAACCGGUACAUUUAAAGCAUAAAUUUUAUAUGAUCAAAUCUGAUAAUGAAAUUGAAAAAUCUGAUAUGAAAUCUGAUCAAGAGCCUAUAUCGCAUAUAUCAGUUGAACAGCAUGAACGUAUAUUAGAUGUGAAUAAUCUACAGUAUAUCAAUGAUAAUAUGCUUUUAUCACGUGAGAAAACUUCACGGCUACGUGCAUCGUCUACAUCACCUGGUGGUUUUGCUGGUUGGACUGCUCGUCUUGGCCUGACUGCAUCAAUGCUUGGCACUAGUCUACUUGGGUGUAGUUUAGUUUUAUUGCUUACAUGCUUGGGUAUGGUGUGUUUACAAUCGAAGUCAUCGAAUUCUGUUAAACGUGAACCGAUAAUACGUGUUCUUCCAUUGACUAUAGACCUUUUGGAUAGGCCUGCAGAUUCAGGAGACUCAGAGCAUGCUCAAAACUAUUCAUCAUCCUCAUCAACAUCAUCUCCAGAAUGGACAGUUACAUGUGGUCAAGUAUAUUAUAAAAAUAAAGACGGCUUUUUGUACUCUCGUGGAUUACUAGCCGUCACAUCUGUACGAUCGUAUAUACAAGUUAAAUCGCAUUACUCUAAAGUGAUUCAAUUAUGGUGUACAAAUUCCGGAAAUCUUCUUAAUGAUUUAAAUAGAUACUCAGAAUCUGCAAUCGCUAAGCGAAAGAGUUUACCAUCACCAAGUGUUUGUCGAAAAUUUUCUACUGUUUGGUGUAUGGAUUUCUUGUCACAAGGACUUCUAGUUGUUGGAUGCAGUGAUGGAACUAUUGAAAUCUGGAAUUGUGAAUCUGGACUGUUAAUAGAUAUUUUAUGCUUAAAACAAACCAACAGUAGUAGUACGCAGACAUUAUUUGACAAGGAAAUAAAAGAAUCUUUUGAUUCACCUAAACGUUUACAUCCUGGAGGAAUAACAGUUAUGCGAAUCAUUGAUGAAACAAAAUUUUGUGUUGGAACUAGUUGCGGAAUUGUAGCUUACUUCCAUUUGGCGUAUCCGAAAGGAAGUUCUUUUCAUAUUUCGUCAAUAUCCUGUCAAUGGCAUGUACAUACACGUGCAGUUACUCAGUUGGAUUUCUUAAAAUAUUUUAAUAAAUGUAUAAUUGAAAAUCAUAAUGAUCUGCCAGAUAUGAAUUCAAAUGAUAUUGGUGUUAUUGUGAUUAGUGGAUCAGAAGAUGGUUGUAUUAAAUUUUGUUCCUCAGAGUAUGAUAGUCCAUUGUUAUUUCACUGUGAAAUAGACACUACUCCUGUCCUCAGUAUGGCUUUAAAUCACUUUGCACUUGGUGUCAGUCAUGCUUCCGGAUCAUUAUACGUGUGUUAUUUAGACCUGUUAGUCAAUACAACCACUCCUCUUCCCACUAACCACAACAAUAACAUCAACCAUAUUAUAAAUAAUUCCGAAGAUAAAUGCUUAAUAAAACCUCUUGAAAUACGUUUAGUUGAGUUAACUUUUCUUAGCAAUGGUGGUUUUGGAAUUGCUUCAACAGUACAUCACCAACACCAGCAGCAGCCGAUUGUAUUGAAUUCAGGUCAAAGUAAAAGGUUAUCAAGACGCGUUCAUCCGGGUUCAAUAUACUUACAACUUUUUACAAGAAUUAAUGCUGAUGAUAAUAAUGAGUAUUUUGCUAAAAAUCGUAGCAAUUGUAAUAAGUUAUCGCCAUCAUCAUCGUCAUCAUUGUUGGCAAAUUAUCGUCUUGUCACCUAUGAUAUGGAUGGUACUGUAGUCAUAUGGGAUUUACAGGCUAAAUGCAUGAUUAGAUCUUUUAAAGCUAAUGUGUCAACAUUUAACAUGUCGAAUUUAUUACUGUCUGUUGGCGGACGUGUAGUUUUCGGUGACCAGAGUUAUCUACGAGUUGUAAAUCCAUGGACUGCUAAAUAUGAACGAUCCGUUCAACUUUUGCCACCGUCUUCUGUAAAUAUGCGAAGUUCAAAUUCAUCACGUUUAUCUGCGCUUCUACGUCAAUGGACAAAAGAAUUAGUUCCUCUUGGUGUUACUGGUGGUGAUUUUAAAUCAUAUAAAUCAACCGAAUUAUAUUUGAUCGCUAAUCAACAAAGCGGAGAACAUAUGCGCUUGACACCAAUUAAUCUAAAAGCACAGAAAACAAUCCCUGCCGGUGGAUCCUAUGUUAUUAGUAUUGCUGAUAGUGGACGAACCCUAGUCGUUGUACCGGUAUCCACGAUUUAA